UCCUACAGCAACAAAACUUGGUGAAAAAAAAAUGUGUGAAAACUCCUUGAAUUGUUUUAAUAUGUGAUAAAAAAUAGCUCCUCGCUAUGGCUAGUUUACUAGGGCAUCUCCAUGUAUGGUCUAUGAAGAAAUUGCGCCCUGGAAUAGGGAGUGACAUUGGAAGCCACAGCUACCACGAUAAGUCUUUAGSCACAAAUGAAGACAGCCAUACACAAUAUCGCAGACUCUGGGCUGAAGAACGAGGAAUUUCUUGGACUCCUAAGAAUAAAAGACCAGAAAGACUUAGAGAUAGUCUCAAAGAAACUGAGGAGACUUUGCAGAACUUUAAAGUUAUUGUAACAAGAUGGAGAACUUUGAGAACUUUACAGCUAUUAUUUUAUAAUGGAACAGUUAUCACAUGCCUGGUUUCCAGUCAUUCUGGUGAUGUAGAAAAGAUAUUUAUUGAUAAGUCAUUGGUGGGAAAAAUUCCUGACCAAGUGUGCAGUGCUAUCAUUACUGAAGGAUUUCUUGUCUUUGCUUUCCUUGACAAAUCUAAGUUGCUAUAUGUUCACUUGUCGAAAAAGUCUAGUUUGGAUUUCAAGAAAGCUGAAAAAAUUUCAUCCCUGGAACCCAAGCUUUCAUUUACUGAUCUUGUUGGUCCUACCAGUAAAAGAAUGGAAAGGCACCUGUCAAUCAAUCAAAGACAAGACAUGAUUGCAGUUUGGUGGGGUUCACAAAGUGAAGAAGUGUGGCCAUGGUCUCCCAUGACUGGAGAAAAGGACAGGUCCAAUAUGAUCAUCUUCGGCAUUAGUGGCACAAAGCUGGAGAUGCUGUGUUUUGUCAGAACAGACUGCGAUCCAAUUGAUUUAUCGUUUAGUCACAAUCAGCCUCAUCAUGUUCUUACUUUGGAACAGUCCUUAAAUGAUGAAGAAACCUCAAGUGUUGAUAACUGCAUCUAUGAAUACACAAAGAAUAAGAUUGAAAGAGUUGCUGUCACCACAAUACCAAUAAACUCUGCUGUAAAAGUUCAAAAACGCAACCAAGCAGAAGAUAAAUUGCUUAUAGGCUGUGAGAAUGGAACCCUUAUGCUUUAUGACAGUCAUAGAAGAAUAACACAGAUGACAAACGCAGCCGUGACGCCCUAUUACAUUCAGUGGCACCCAGCAGAUGUGGUUGUCCUUGUAUGUGGAGAGAAAGGUGAAAUUCAGGUAUUUGACAUGGCUUUGGCGCCACUGUUUAUUCAACUCCUUGCUGCAAACCCGCAGCCUCAAAGAGUCCUGCAACUGAACAAAUAUUUCCAGAAUCCUCCAAGGCUUGACAUUGUCACGUGGUCAUGCGAGGCACCAAUAAUGAACAUCACCGAAGGAAGUGUUGGUUGUCAUGACAACUUGUUAAUCUUGUUCGAUGGAGGUCCUAUGUGCAUGAUAAGAGUUGAACUUGGUGUCUUGAGUCAUGGUAAACUCGGUGCAGUGGAGCUGGUCAGUGAAUACAUCAAACAUGAACAGGGAGAACAGGCUGUAAACUUUCUAAAUAGCAUGAAUUGGAAUACCGAAGGCAAUGCUUGCUUUGCCUGUAUGACGCUGAUCAUGACUUACUUGCUACGACUAACACUCAACUCGGAACGCGAGGGUCUUCUCGAGGAGACACUUGGUAGCUUUUAUGCGCCUAGUCGGCCGCUUAGUGACGUCACAGUCCUUCAGUUCAGGGAUCCCAUCAGUAGAUUGUCACGACGGUUUUUUCAUCAUCUCUUGAGAUACAAGAGGUUUGAGAAAGCGUUUCUUCUUGCUGUGGAUAUUGGCGCCAAAGACUUGUUUAUGGAUAUCCACUAUCUGUCAAUGGAUGUUGGGAACUAUGCUUUAGCUGAUGUCGCAAAACAAAGAGCAAUACAGAUCGAUAACGAAUCAUUAAGUGCUUCAGACACUGGAGAAUCAUACGAUGAAGACUCAUACGAGGGCUCUGUUGAAAAUGACCGGGAAAACGUGGAAACGAGAGAUUACAGAUCACGUGAAAACAAUGUGAACCAAUCACGAGGAAGAAUUCCAGAGAGAUACAACCAAGAUUCACCAGCUAGUUCAAGUCCUUACUCGUCGAGAAGAGGAGUGGAUUCAUCACCCCAGCCUUCUUCGUCAGAAAGCUCGAAUCAUCAGGAACCUUCUACGUCUGGAGCUGCAUCUGGAGGAACUCUAAAGAUAGUACAUUUUGGCGUGGUUUGAAAGUAUUUGCAAUCUUAAUAGAACUUUUAUACAUGAUCUAAGGCAAUUAUUGGGACCAUGACUAAACAAUUCUUGAUCUCCUCCCCCUACCUUUUCACCUGUUUGAAUUAAAUCGCCAUUUCCUGAUCCGCAUUCCUGGUAUAUUUGAAAACAUUCUCGUACCCAGAUCCUUCUCAGUUUGUCAUCGGUAUACGGUCUCUGGAUGGAGACGAAUCAAUCUUUGAUUCGAUUGGUUCAAAAAUUCCCAUGCAUCAUUAGCAUGCAUGUAUCGUACGACGCAGAUUUUGGGUCUAUCUUCGAUUUUCCAUUGGAAACUGAAAAGAAUCUGGGUACGAGGAUAAUUUGAAAACAUUUACAAAUUUUGAGGAAACUCUAUGCAAAACCUUAAAGCUCCUUCAAAUAGAUGUUAUAAGUAAUCGCUGUAUAUUAACCUAAAUUCGAAUAUUUGAUUAGUGAAAAUGAGAGCUCACAUUAUUAUCACGCUAAAUGAAGAUGUAUUCUAAGUUUUUAUAUUUAUUAUGUAUAAAAAUUAAUGCCAUAUAAUAAAUAUCUAAUAAGUCAAUUGA
Molecule: messenger RNA, 2758 nt
Organism: Exaiptasia diaphana
Lineage: Eukaryota; Metazoa; Cnidaria; Anthozoa; Actiniaria; Aiptasiidae
Product: WD repeat-containing and planar cell polarity effector protein fritz homolog
Exons: 22
Coding region: 87-2192 (701 amino acids)
Biological process (GO): cilium organization; establishment of protein localization; nervous system development
Cellular component (GO): axonemal basal plate
Molecular function (GO): protein binding
Source: RefSeq, a predicted model, not a curated record